AUGUUCAAGAAUGAAAGAUUGAGGAAGGAGGUGUAUUCUCCUCUGCUCUCUAUCCUUCAAUGCAUAAAUUUACUACGAGAAAACGGAAAAAACAUUGGUAUUCAUCAUGCUUUAGUUCAAAGGCUUUAUUCAUUUUCAUACGACGAUAUCGAGUUUUUUAUUCCCCAGCUUAUUCAGCUUCUAGUCAUGUUUGAGACCGAUUCAAUGGCAUUAGAAGAGUUUUUGUUGAGAUAUUGCGAAAACUACCAUCACUUUAGCUUAAUUGUCUUUUGGUGUUUACAAGCAUUUCUUUUUGAGCUUCGAAACGAGCCGGCUUCCUAUGCAUUUCAAACUGUUCGCAACUUCAUCAAUAAGUUGCAGAAUAUCCUUUUUAAUGUGGAGAAUCCAAGUUUAAAACGCACAGAAUUUCGAGAGAAUUUAGACCCAGCAUUGGUACUUAGUGGUGCAUUGUUGUCAUCCUUCGCAUUACCACUUGUGCAUGAUUACGUUACUCCUAUAAUAAAAUCACAAGCAAAGCAACCAAGAUCCUUUGUAUUCAAUGUGGCCAAUUUUCAGAAGAUUUUGACGAAAAAUUUAACCUUAAAGAAUCAAAAAUUAGCAGCAGACAAACCCUUGGAUAAUACGGGCGAUGAUAAAUUAAUUCACGAGAAUGAGCACAAGACAAUUGAAACCACAAAAAAUAAUAGGAAGACAGCCCUGUCAUUUCUGCCGGAUGACUCAGAAACCAAUACUACUGAUGAUGAAGAUUCUAAAUUGUCUAUCAAGCAAGGAUACUCGAAAGAAGCUGCAUUUUCAAGCGUUGGCCAAUCUUUGAAAAUUAACACCACCAUUAAACGUAAGAAAAGUCGCCUGAGAACACUCGGGUCAUUGAGAGAUGACAUGAAUCGGAGUGCACAAUCGUUGCCCGAUCUCACAAAGUCACAUUCAAGGCCAGAUCUUUUAGCAUCUGAAUCUGAAAUGGCUCUUUCCAUCAGCAGAUACUCGACAGAUACAGGUACGAAAAGAAUGAGUUCACAAAACAUGUCAUCGAAAUCCAAGCUGUACCAAGAACUUCUCAAAAUAUUAAGGGUAAAUUAUUCCAAAAAAGAAACAGAAUUUAUCAUGUCACUUCAAGAUAUAUCUAUGAGGUUGUCGCUGGUACCAAAGGCAGCUAGAGUUUCUGCAUUGAGAGCUGAAUUAGCGAUUAUAAAUGAGUCCCUUUUACCUUCAGAAAUUGAUAUUCCGCAAUUAUUGCCAAUAACUAGCAAUAAGAACAAGAAGUUUCACAAGAUUUUGAAAUUAAGUAUCAACGAAGCCUGUGUGCUAAAUUCCGCAGAGCGAGUACCAUAUUUGCUACUUGUUGAAUAUUUGAGUGACGAGUUAGACUUCAAUCCAUUUACUGAAUACAAUCAAAAACUAAUAAAUAGAAAGUUACAAGAGUCGGAGUCCAAGCGAAGCUAUGAGUCUAACAACAAUGACACCGAAUCACUCGCGUCAGAUGUGAGGAGUAUUCCAACUCAGGAAGGAAUAGACGGCCUUGGAAGUAUUGAAACUGACUUGGGAGAGUUAUCUAUUUUAGGAUCUCGUAGAGAAAGUCGAGAAUGGGCAACUUCAAGAUUAGAUGUUACAUCACCACGAUUAUCACAAGAUGGAGCUAAGAGUCCCCAACUAGGAAUCUCUAGUAUUCCAAACGUGGCUGACUCGCUGCUUCGUGCUGAUCAAAUGCGCAUUGCAUCAGUGAUGCUUCAACAAUUGGAGAAUUCAGGACAAGCUAAUACGCAACAGUUCAUUGCUAUUAAAACAAGAAUCAUUGAUUCAAUGAUCUCAUUGCAAGAUCAGUUUGAAAAAAUUGAUUACGAAACUAUGAAGGAAUUAAAGACAGAUGAGCAAGAUGCGGGUCAACGUAAGCUUGAGAAUGAUUUUAAAAUCAGUGAGGAUUGGAAUUCCAAAAAACAAAGAAUACGAAAGACUAGUGCCUACGGCCAUUUGAAGAAUUGGGAUCUAUGCUCUGUGAUUGUGAAGAAUGGUGACGAUUUACCACAGGAAGCGUUCGCAUGUCAAUUGAUCACCAUGAUUUCAAACAUAUGGAAAAAACACGACGUAUACUUUUGGACCAAAAGAAUGAAAAUACUCAUUACCAGUGCCAACGCAGGAUUAGUUGAAACUAUUACCAAUGCAAUGUCAAUACAUUCGAUCAAGAAAUCGCUCACGGAACUUUCCAUAGCAAGCGGCUCCAACACAAAGGGGAGAAUCUUCACGUUGAAGGAUUACUUUGAAAAGCUUUAUGGAAACGAAAACUCUCGCAAAUACAAGCUGGCCCAAGAAAAUUUUGCAAAGAGUUUGGCUUCGUACUCAAUAAUAUGUUACGUUUUACAAGUCAAAGAUCGACACAACGGGAAUAUCAUGCUUGAUAAUGAAGGCCAUAUCAUCCACAUUGAUUUUGGUUUUUUGCUAGGUAACUCUCCUGGCUCGAAUAUUGGUUUUGAAGCUGCUCCAUUCAAGUUGACCACUGAAUAUGUUGAUUUACUCGGAGGUACAGAAUCAAAAUUUUAUCAAUUAUUUGUUCAAGUAUGUAAGGACUGUUUUAAAGUUUUGAGAAAAGAAUCGGAUCAAAUUGUGAGCAUAGUUCAAUUAAUGCAAAAAGAUUCAAGCCUUCCAUGUUUCAACAACGGAGAAAACACUAGUGUUAUGUUAGAGCAGAGGCUUCAAUUGCUGUUACCAGACGAAUCGAUUGAUCAGUUUGUUGAAGCAUCAUUAGUGGGCAAGAGCUUGAACAGCAUGUAUACUAGAUUGUACGACCAGUUCCAAAUGAUUACUCAAGGUAUUUACAAUUGA
Messenger RNA from Lodderomyces orthopsilosis Co 90-125, 2814 nucleotides. RefSeq names its product 1-phosphatidylinositol 4-kinase (gene PIKA). Gene Ontology annotation, cellular component: membrane; cytoplasm. The coding region runs from base 1 to 2814 and encodes 937 amino acids. The record is from RefSeq and is a predicted model, not a curated record. Gene Ontology annotation, molecular function: 1-phosphatidylinositol 4-kinase activity. The transcript has a single exon. Lineage: Eukaryota; Fungi; Ascomycota; Pichiomycetes; Serinales; Debaryomycetaceae. Gene Ontology annotation, biological process: phosphatidylinositol-mediated signaling; phosphatidylinositol phosphate biosynthetic process.